ACCCUCCUUUCCACCAACCUCAUCUCUAAACAUUGUUUCAAUUUUUUUCUAAAGCCAAACACAGCAUAAUACAAAAAUGGAGGGUCUAAUUCCUUUCGUGUAUAGAGCCAUAGUUCAAUACAGGAAUGGGAAAGAAGAAGGUCUAAUGGCAUCAUGGUUCAAGGAGUCGCCAUCGGCUUCCUACAUGCGACUUCCUGGUGAUUCUGGAAGGUUUCAAAUAUCAGAAGGAUUUUCAACGUCUUCACCAUGUUCCAUGGCUCCUCCUAACAGUAGCACUGCUCAGAUCAUUGUAUCCACCGGAAUUCAAACCCCGGUCCAUCGACUUACCUCUCGCCGCCUUGUUGCUUGAUCAUGAUCGUGACCCCUACAGGUGUUAGUGUUGAAGUGACCAACCAAGAAGCAAGAUGAUGGUGUGGUAACUUUAUGUAUGUGAAUAUAUUGUAUGUUUUUUUUUUUUUUUCAAAGUUUUUAUUUUAUCAUAGCCUGGGGAUAAUAAGCGUAUGAGAAAACCAAAGCGGGUCAUACGCUCUGUAUCCCUUAGUUUAAUUUAGUGUCCUGGAAUGUGAGGCUUCAAAAAUGAUUUAGGCUUGUGGGAGACCAAAUGGAUCCUCCUAUACAUCAUAGUUGUGUGAUCAAUGAUGUAAAAUGUGAAGAAAAUGAAGGAAAUGCCCUUAUGUAAAUAUUGGUGAUAUUGGUGGAAUAUUUCACGGCCAAAGGGUCGUAUA
Messenger RNA from Rubroshorea leprosula, 725 nucleotides. Lineage: Eukaryota; Viridiplantae; Streptophyta; Magnoliopsida; Malvales; Dipterocarpaceae. The record is from the annotation of a GenBank genome assembly.